UCCCAGCUCCUAUCCCUUAUUUUUCUUCAUCUUCAUCUUCUCCUACCUCCUCUUCCGUUCUCUCUGCCUCUGGAAUUUUUGCGUCAAUUUAUUUUUUGUAGUUGCUUGACGAUGAAGUUUCUUAUUUUCCCUUUAAAAGAAUUUUAAUCCGGUGAAACUAGAGUCGAGUUUAAUUAAAACGAUGUCUUAUUUUGAUUGUAAUUGAUCAAAUAUCCCCGAAUAUUUUCAGGGGGUUAAUAUUAUUCUUUAGAAAAGAAAAUCUUCAAGAAUGGGGGAAAUUAAAGCGACAAAAAAUGAAGAAAAAGAAGAUGAGCAAGAAGAGGAAGUAGACGAUGAAGAGGGAAUUGAGUUAUCAUUGGGUCUUUCCUUAAAUGGUAAAUUCGGGGUGGACCGAAAAGAAAAGUACCUGCAAAGAUCAUGUUCAGUUUCUAAUUUUAGUAUAACUCCGGCGGCGGAUUUACGGGGAGGAGUACCGUUAACCAGGACCUGGUCACUCCCGGUGGAGGCAGAGGAGGAAUCAAUGAAGAGGAAAGAGAUUCAGAUGAUCCGGCGGCGUGAAGCGAAACGAAGGCGGGAUGAGAAAUUGAGAAGUGGGUGUGGUGGGGAAGUACGAGGUGCAGGGGUGAUGGUUUGUAUGCCUCCACCGUUGUCUCAAGGGUCGUCUGGGUCUUCUUCUGGGUUUUCGGAGUUCGAUUGCCAAACACGACCUUUUGUAGGAAUGAAGAAAAGCACAGGAGCAAGAAGCCCCCAAAGUGUGCAGUCCUACGAGCAGAACGAUCAUAGGAGUUUACCAACAAAGUUGUCAAAUGAUAUGGGAGUUUCAGACCUUAGGCCAUCAAGGUCCAUCUCUGGAACGAACGAGAUGGUAAGGAAUGUGCUAGCUGAUAUGCCCUGUGUAUCUACGAAAGGAGAUGGAUCGAAUGGCAAAAAAAUAGACGGUUUUCUUUACAGAUAUAAGAAAGGCGAGGAGGUGAGAAUAGUAUGUGUAUGCCAUGGAGAUUUUCUCACUCCUGCUGAGUUUGUUAAGCAUGCUGGAGGUGGAGAUGUAGAACACCCACUAAGACAUAUAGUUGUUAACUCAUCAUCUUUCUUGUAAUCAUUGUUAGCAGUAGCAGACAUUACCAAAUUGUCCAAGUAGAGUGGAUCACAAUGGUCCAUCUCUCCAUUCGGGCUUCAAAGCUCACAACUACGCUUUCGCCCGUCCCUUUUCCCUUUUUAUUGGAAAUUAGUAUAGUACCUAUGCCAUAUAAAUUUAUAUGGAAACCUAAUCUAUAUUGGAAGAUGGUUUAUUAUCAAAGUAAGACUUAUGAAUUUCUUUUAAUUAAAAUUAAUGGUGGAUAUAUUUGUUAUUGUUUCA
Spinacia oleracea (spinach) is the source of this 1357-nucleotide messenger RNA. RefSeq names its product ninja-family protein AFP3. Lineage: Eukaryota; Viridiplantae; Streptophyta; Magnoliopsida; Caryophyllales; Amaranthaceae. Gene Ontology annotation, cellular component: nucleus. Gene Ontology annotation, biological process: negative regulation of DNA-templated transcription; signal transduction. The coding region runs from base 269 to 1096 and encodes 275 amino acids. The record is from RefSeq and is a predicted model, not a curated record. The transcript is spliced from 2 exons.